Messenger RNA from Misgurnus anguillicaudatus (oriental weatherfish), 3343 nucleotides. It is a transcript of the gene epn1a, whose product is annotated as epsin 1a. Gene Ontology annotation, molecular function: phospholipid binding; clathrin binding. NCBI's taxonomy places the organism in Eukaryota, Metazoa, Chordata, Actinopteri, Cypriniformes, Cobitidae. Gene Ontology annotation, cellular component: endosome; plasma membrane; clathrin vesicle coat. The record is from RefSeq and is a predicted model, not a curated record. Gene Ontology annotation, biological process: endocytosis.
GGGGAAACGGAAGCGGAAGCGCCGCCAUCUCCUCGCACCAUUCGAGCAACAGCAGGGUCAGUACCGACGAUAUUUUACAAAGUAGCUCUGUCACAUUAUCAAAAGCAAUUAUAUGACACAAUAUAUAUUUUUAUGACAACAACGAGCUGGCUGGUGACAGUUGUUAAGGAAAAUUACCGUCGCGUGCCCCUUGUCACACACUCACGAGCGUCUUUUUAGUUAGCAUAGCGCAGCUCUCGGAUCUUUAAAUGAGUGUUUUUAAUUCAUUUCCGUGACAGACACAACAACAAUAACAUAUCCGUGUAUUCCCGUCCUCCCGUUCUCUCCGACAACUACUCGCUUUCUACCAGUCUGUUCGUGUUUGAGGGAGUGAACUGAAGCUCGGCGUCAUUAUUUCACCCCAGAUCUGUGAUACUGGGCCCCGAUGUGGCCGUGCGGAGGUUUGGAACAGUGGACAGGCUAAAAACUGAGAGCUCUGUGACCCUGACCUGAGAACGCACACAGAGAUAGACACAGAAGGGGGGAGAGAGAUCGACACUCCCAGAUUUUGCAGAACCUGAUAGUCAGCCUGUUGCCAUGUCGACAUCAUCGCUACGGCGGCAAGUGAAGAACAUCGUUCACAAUUACUCAGAGGCGGAGAUAAAGGUUAGAGAAGCGACCUCUAAUGACCCAUGGGGUCCCUCUAGCUCUCUGAUGUCAGAGAUUGCUGACCUGACAUACAAUGUAGUGGCCUUCUCAGAGAUUAUGAGCAUGGUCUGGAAGAGACUCAAUGACCAUGGCAAGAACUGGAGACAUGUGUAUAAAGCUAUGACCCUGAUGGAGUAUCUGAUAAAGACGGGUUCAGAACGAGUGGCACAGCAAUGCAGGGAAAACAUCUAUGCCGUUCAGACACUCAAAGACUUCCAGUACAUAGACAGAGAUGGCAAGGACCAGGGUGUGAAUGUACGCGAAAAAGCCAAGCAGCUGGUGACUCUGCUGAAAGACGAGGAGAGACUACGAGAGGAGAGAAUCCACGCACUCAAGACCAAAGAAAAGAUGGCACAAACCAGCAGUGCCUCUUCGGCCCCUUCUGCUCCUGCUUUAGGGGGAGGAUUGCAUGCGGGACCAGAUGCAGAGCAGGCGUGGCCCCAGAGCUCAGGAGAAGAGGACCUGCAGCUCCAGCUGGCACUGGCCAUGAGCAAGGAGGAGGCGGAGCAGACCAACUCUGACCCUCUCGAAGAUGCAGAGAUCCACUACGCACUCACACUCAGCCAGGAGACUCACCAAAAGGAGGAGCGUCUGCGCAGGGGAGACGACCUGAGGCUGCAGAUGGCCAUCGAGGAGAGUAAGAGGGAGAAAGCCAAGCCCGAGGAGUCGACUCUAAUGGAGUUGAGUUCGGUUGAUCCUUGGGCCGCCAAUGCAACGGCGGGCUCAGCGGGACCCUCUCCUCCCGCUUUGGCUCCGGCAUCCACUGCUGGGCCUUGGGGCCCGGCUGACCCGUGGGGAGCUGUUUCCCCCGCCUCUCCCCCGAGUGCUGACCCUUGGGGUGGAGCACCGGCAACAACAGCUCCAGACCCAUGGGCUGACACAUCCACUAGAGUGAACUCUGACCCCUGGGCAUCCACAGCUGUGACCCCUCCAAGUGCCGACCCUUGGGCUCAUUCAGUUGCUCCGGCCCCUGCCCCGCUCUCAGGGUCAACUGAUCCCUGGGCAGCGGAUGGUGUUGCCCCUGCCACUGAUGGUCUGACCUCUGACCCCUGGAGUGGCUCAGUUAAGCAAACUAAUGGCACAGCAGAUCUAGAGAGAAGAGGUUCCUUUGUUACAGGAGGCGAUGUAGGGGGUGGAGGGAGCACAGGAUCUCCAGUGCCCUUUGACCUUUCAUCGCUUGGUUCCUCCUUGCCCGUUCGAAAAACGCCAGAAUCAUUCUUGGGCCCUAAUGCUGCGCUUGUGGAUCUAGACUCGUUAGUAUCAUCGAAACCCAAACCUAAACAACCACCACCCAGCAUCAACAACCCCUUCCUACAGACUCAAGGUCCUUCCUCAACAGGCAUGGGUGUUACGCCGGGAAGUACCAUUUCCAGUAGAGGGGUCUCUCCGACCCCACCAUCCACUUCCAAUCCUUUUGGUGCAACCCCAAUGGCAUCUAUCUCCCCUCAACCCUCUUCGCUUGGUCUGAGCCAACUCCGUACAAGCCCUGUUCCUCCGAAUACUAUGCUGGGUCACAUGCCUCCACCAACAAUGGGAAUGGUUCAGCCGGGAAUGGGCAUGCCAGGAAUGGGGGUCCCUAUGGCGGCCCCUGGUAUGGGAAUGGGAUUGGUACAGUCCAGCCCAAUGGGCAUGCCUUUCGGUGGAAUAUCUCCCAUGGGUCCAGCAGGGAACCCCUUGCUGAUGGGCCCAGGAGGGCCUGUGCAGAUUUUGGGCGGGACAACGGGGGUGGGCGGAGUAAUGGGAACAGGGGGAUCUGUGGGAGGUGGAACCACGGGCACAAGCACCAAUCCUUUCCUUCUUUGAGAAAUUUUACUAAUCCCACGCGUCCUGUCCACAGAACCAGUUCAAACCUGCCCUACCAACACAAACAGUUUAUGUGUUCGACAUAAAUGUGUGUACAUCUCUAUAUUUAAAGAAAAAGUACAAGAUGUGUUAUUUUCUUCACAAAAAGCAUUUCAAUUUAUUUUACACAGUAUUUGAAGUCUAUUUAUUUCCCUCUUAGUUCUUUUCUUUUUUGACAGACAUGAGUAUGGAUCGUUGGCAGGGGUCAUUCAAUGAAUGCAGGCUGUUCAUAUUGUUAUAUUAAAAGGAAGUCUGUUAUUGCUUAAACCACAAAAUGAGAGGAGGAACACAAGCCACUAAUGAACUGAUAUCUGUGAAUCCUACACAUCUUUUCUCCCUCUCAUUGCUGAUGUAAGAGCCAGCGAGGUGCUGAUGAGAUGAAGGACGACUGUGCGACAGGCUCGAUCUAAAUGGAUUGAGAAAUACAACUUCAUCAUUUCAUUUACAACUGUAGUAAAAAAUCACCCAGUAGUUGUAUUACUUUUAAAUUAAUUUAAUGUGUAAUCUUGCGUAAUUUAUUUGUAUCUUUUAUGUCUCUGACUCCUGGGAACAAUUUAACCGAGGAAACCGCACUGGAAAUUGCCAUUUAAAGAAUGCCCGCUUGGUUUCCUGUGAAAUUUCAGUCCACGUGAUGUGGUUCUUGUACACUUCUGAGUUUCACAGGGGUGUGCAUGUGUUGUGAAGCGAGUCGGUAUGUAUGAAGUGUCCGGUCUUUUCACUCAGCUUACCAUUGUGCUUUGGUUGGGGUUUUAUCAGCAUCAUUUCACAGCGGUCAAUAUGUACAUCUGUUAUAAAGAUCCUUUAUUGCCAAUGA